Messenger RNA from Harmonia axyridis, 2702 nucleotides. RefSeq names its product kinesin-associated protein 3 (gene Kap3). Gene Ontology annotation, cellular component: axoneme; kinesin II complex; ciliary transition zone. The transcript has 13 exons. NCBI's taxonomy places the organism in Eukaryota, Metazoa, Arthropoda, Insecta, Coleoptera, Coccinellidae. Gene Ontology annotation, biological process: microtubule-based movement; cilium organization. Bases 183 to 2591 code for a protein of 802 amino acids. Gene Ontology annotation, molecular function: kinesin binding. The record is from RefSeq and is a predicted model, not a curated record.
UAUUUGUUUGUUAACUGUCAUUGGUCAUGUCCAAAAAAUAUUUAUUAUAUGUAGGACAAUUUCAAAACAUGAAUUUAUUCUCAAAACUUUCAGUCACUCAUAAAUAAAUAUUAAACCUCGUAACUAAUCUAUUGUAAUUACUUUAUUAUUCGCUACUACACAUUUCUAAAUUAUCUUACAGUAUGGAUCCAGAUGAUGCAAAAUUUAUGAAAACAGAUCGUCGUCCAGGUACCAUAGACGUUCACCCGAAUCUAAAUGCUAUAGUUUUGAAUUAUGAAAUAGAAGUCAAUAUUGUUGGGGCAAGAGACAUUGUUUUACAUUCCGAAAAGAAGAAUUUGAAGAAAGUAAUUGAACUUCCUAUGUUGAAUAGUAGAACAGAUUGCCUUGCUUUAGCUAGAGAAAUUGUUAACCAAUGUGACUUAAUACAUCAUUCAAGAGUCCCUGAAGUGGAACAAACUAUAUUUUAUUUGAAGAAGAGGAAGCUAAGCCAUGGAAUCUCGAAGGAUGAUAAAAAUAGUAAGAAUGCUCCAUUUGUGGAAGAAACAGUGCAAUAUAGCAGCCUUAUGGAGUAUAUUGAUUUAUUAUAUGAAGGAAUGACUGAAAAAAUUAAAGGAGCUCAUCAAAUCCAAUUACUUGCUAGAGACUCAAAUAAUUUAGAAGCUCUUUCGAAGAAUGAAACUGUCAUAAGUGCUCUUGGUAGAGUAUUGAGAGAAGAUUGGAAAAGAAGCAUAGUUUUGAGUACACAUUUGGUCUAUACCUUUUUCUGCUUUUCUAUGUACUCUAUUUUCCAUGAAGUGAUAUUGAAAUGUAAGGUUGGAUCCAUUUGCAUGGAUAUAAUUGAUUAUGAAUUGCGAAGAUAUGAUAAAUGGACAGCAGAGUUACAAGGUCAAGAACUACCUGCAGCUUCUGAUAUACCAAUUAUUCGAAAAUCAUGUCCUAAUAGCGCCAGCAUGUCUGAAAUACCUAGAAGUAGAAUACCAGAACCAGUUCGUCCAAAAUCCGGAAAUUUCAGUGAUACUAAUUUUAAGGCUAUAAUGGAAGGAAGUAUUUAUGAAGAUUUAACAAUGUCCACUGAGAGCAUUAGUGAUAAAAAGUUGUCAGAUUCUGAAAGAGCAAAAAGAUACAGAACCCUAAUCAAAAAACAAGAAAAUUUACUUCGAAUAUGCUUCUACUUGCUGUUGAAUAUUGCAGAAGACGAAAGCAUUGAGGAGAAAAUGACAAAGCGAAAUAUUGUAGGAUUAUUAGUGAAAGCACUAGAAAGGGAGAAUGAGGAGUUGCUGAUUUUGGUUUUAACGUUUUUAAAAAAGUUAUCUAUAAUGCAGUGCAAUAAAGAUUCCAUGGCUGAUUUGAACAUAGUGGAGAAGCUCCCAAGAUUAUUGGAUUUCAAUAAAGCAGAAUUGAUGCAUUUAACAUUAAAACUUCUCUUUAAUCUGUCCUUUGACAAUAAACUUAGGUAUAAAAUGAUCAAGGGUAACCUCUUGCCUAAACUCAUCAAUUUAUUGAGUGAUGAUCGUCACCAAGAAAUUAUUUUGAAAUUACUAUAUCAUCUCAGUUACGAUGAUGAAGUGAAACCCCAAUUCAUAGAUAGUGUAGGAUUGAUAAUGGAUAUGCUACUUUUAAACGUUGGUAAUGAAAGUGAUCAAGUAAUGAUAGCACUCUGUAUCAAUUUAGCUGUCAGUGCGUCCAAUGCUCAACAAAUGAUAAAAAAAAAUAGGCUUCCUUCAAUAAUGACUAGAGCUUUCACAUACCAAAAUACUUUGCUCAUGAAAAUGCUGCAUAAUAUUUCUGAACAUAGCACAACAAGGGCUUUGUUUGUGGAAUUUGUGGGUGAUAUUGCUAAAGCAGUUGUAGAAUCGAAAGAUGAAGACUUUGUAAGGGAAUGUAUUGGAAUCUUAAGUAAUUUGAACUUACCAGAGCUUGAUUGGGCAGAAAUAUUCAAGCAUUUUGACAUGAUAACUUGGAUUGAAAAAACUCUAAAAACUAAUAAUAGUGACGUGCAGUUGAUAUUACAGAUUAUAGUGCUCCUAGGAACGGCAGCUUCAGAUGAAGGAUGUUCUAAACUACUAUGUGGAUCUAAAUUGAUGAAAAAUUUAAUCGAGCUGUUGAAAACUCACCAAGAGGAUGAUGAGAUCGUUUUACAAAUUUUAUAUGUGUUUUACAUGGCUUUAUCUAAUGAUAACAGUAUAGAUUAUCUCAUAGAAUCAACAGAAGCACCAGCUUAUUUAAUAGACUUAUUACAAGAUAACAACAAAGCUAUCCGAGAAGUUUGUAAUACUUGCUUGAAUAUUAUAAGUGAAAGAAACAAGUCUUGGUCUGACAGAAUAAAAAUCGAAAAAUUCAGACAGCAUAACUCUCAAUGGCUUGAAAUGGUGGAUUCACAACAACUGGAACCAGAAGAAGAGGAUGAUGAUGAAUUACCACCUUAUUUAAAUACUGAAUAUCUGAGUACUGCAGUGGUUCCACCUUUAUCAGACAUGAAUGAUCUAAAUGAAAAUGGUGAACCAGAUGAAGAGAAUAUACCAGAGAAAGGUAUCGAUGAUUAUUUUGAUCAGGCUGAGUUAAUACAGGACUUCGAGAUAGAAUCUAUGUAAAAAGAUUUCAGGAAAUACUAAGUUGCACAAUUCCUUGUGAUUUUUAGCUUUUCAAAUAAUUUUCUAGUCAGCAAUUUUAUUCACAGUAUAAGAAUUAAAAAUUUACUCUUA